AAACCUUUAAAUAUAUAUAAGACAUAGUAGAUAGAUCAAGUGAAUGAUUAGAAACUAAUAAUAGAUAUGAAAAGGGUAAUUCUGUUAUUAUCAUGGGUUUGGAUGCUUGUUGGUAUCUCAGCAUCCAGACCUCUAAUUAUUAACUUCGGUGAUUCAAAUUCCGACACAGGCGGUGUGCUGGCCGGUGCAGGUCUUCCCAUUGGCCUUCCACAUGGCAUUACAUUCUUUCAUAGAGGCACGGGCCGCUUUGGCGAUGGCAGACUCAUCAUUGACUUUUUCUGUGAACAUUUAAAUCUGAGUUAUUUGAGCCCAUAUUUGGAAUCACUAGCACCGAAUUUCACAAGUGGAGUAAAUUUUGCGGUAGCUGGAGCCAUGACUCUACCGCAGUUUGUUCCUUUUCAGCUUGAUGUGCAAGUUCGCCAAUUCGUCCAUUUUAAGAAUCGUUCACUUGAACUCCUCUCCCUCGGUUCUGGGAACUUCAUCAAUGAAAAUGGAUUUCGUAGCGCGCUUUACAUGAUAGAUAUCGGACAAAAUGAUCUGCUGGUUGCGCUGUAUGCAGCAAAUCUCACUUAUCCACCAGUUGCAGCCAAAAUUCCAUCUUUUAUAGCAGAAAUUAAACUAGCUGUUCAAAAUUUAUAUUUGUACGGUGGGAGAAAGUUCUGGAUACACAGCACGGGCCCGUUAGGAUGCGCUCCAAAAGAGCUUGCUUUACACGCACACAAUGAUACCGAUCUUGACAAAAUUGGAUGCUUUCGCGUCCAUAACGAUCUAGCCAAACUUUUCAACAAAGGGUUACGUAGAAUGUGCAAAGAACUGAAACAUGAGUUAAAAGGCGCGGUUAUUGUGUAUGUGGAUGUGUACAGCGUCAAAUAUAAUCUCUUCGCCAAACCGUCAAAAUAUGGAUUUGUAGAGCCAUUUAAGGCGUGUUGUGGGUACGGAGGGCCUCCAAACAACUACAAUGUGAAAGCCACAUGUGGGCAGCCCGGUUACAACAUAUGCGAUAAUGUAACAUCGGCUAUAGUGUGGGAUGGUGUUCAUUACACGGAAGCUGCAAAUAAGGCGGUCGCUGCUACAAUUCUUUCGACGCCAUCAUUAAAACUAGAGCGGUUUUGGUUGGAUUGACACCGUUAUUUAUAAGUAGUCAGACAUUCUAAUAAUAAAUACUUACAAAAUUUGAAUACAAAUGAGUGGAACACUAGUUUACAUUUGUGUAUUUUUUUUUUAGUAAAAAAGUUGCAUUAUAUUUCAUUCAAA
Messenger RNA from Helianthus annuus (common sunflower), 1254 nucleotides. RefSeq names its product GDSL esterase/lipase At3g62280. Gene Ontology annotation, molecular function: hydrolase activity, acting on ester bonds. The record is from RefSeq and is a predicted model, not a curated record. The coding region runs from base 67 to 1122 and encodes 351 amino acids. Lineage: Eukaryota; Viridiplantae; Streptophyta; Magnoliopsida; Asterales; Asteraceae. The transcript has 5 exons.